UUUACAGCAUUGGUUUUCACUGUUUUCAGUGAGGUCGGUCAUUUUAGUCGUCAAAACCCCGUCGGCGGAACAAGGUCGAGGUUGAGACAAAUACGAUGUUUAGACUUACUGUUGGACUGUAACAUGCAGAAAAGCGUGGUGAACAAAGCGUUUUACAAAGCCGGGAGACGAGACAACGUUAUACUGAUGAACAAGCUGCUCAACCGCGGAGCGAACAUAGAUUACAAGGACGCGUCGACGGGGUUUACGGCACUGCUGCUGGUCACGAAGAAAAGGAACUUGAGGGCAAUACAGUUCUUGCUGGAGAAGGGCGCCGAUCCCAUGGAACAAGACCUUAACGGUUGGACGUGUCUUCAUUUUGCCGUGUUUUCCGGGUUGCCCGUCCGGACACUGCAGAUGAUGUUGAUGCAGACCUGCGGCCGGGAACUGAUCGACUUCCGGACGUCCAACCAGGAAACGGCGCUGCACCUGGCCGCCAGGCGGGGCAACGAGGCGGCAGUGGUGGCGUUGCUUCAGGCCGGCGCCCGCGUGGACCUCCUCGACCACAAGUCCCGGACGCCGCUGCUGACCGCGCUGAAAUGGCGGAAAAACGACUCCAUGGUCAGGUUGAUGAUUUUGGCGGGCGCCAGCGUGAACCGUAUGCCCGGUUCGUCCCGGGCCCCCCUUCACUUGGCCGUCGCCCGGAAUAACGUGUUGCUGACGCGGCUCAUGCUCGAACACGGCUGCGUCGUCGUGGAUAUGCACAACGACUGCUUGAACUGGACCGUCAUCCAUGCGGCCUGCGAGUCUGGGGACAUGGAUAUGUUGAGGUGCCUGCUGGCGUACACAGAGCCCAACGUGCUGGACGUGCUGCACACCCGUGGCCGGUCGAGACUGCCGCUCAUAGUGGCCGCUUCGCUGGGCCAUCUUACGGCGGUGGACGCGCUUCUAGAGUACGGCGUGGACGUGAACGCGCGCUGCGGCAACGGCGAGACGGCGCUGCACGUGGCCGCCCGCGGUAACUGGCCGUCGGUGGUGGACCGUCUAUUGGACGCGGGCGCUUGCGUAGACGCCCGGGACGCGAGGACCGGCCACCGGCCGCUGGACGUGGCCAUGUGCACCUGGGGCCGCCACUCGACGGUCACCGUGCAGCUGAUAUCCGCUGUCCGGAUGACCAAGGCAGUGGUGCGGCACGACACGGACACCGUCCUGUUCCUGCUGGAAUGCGGCGUGACGCCGAACAUGACCACCGAGGCGUACGGGACACCUCUGCACGUGGCCGUGCGGCACCGCCAGUACCGCAUGAUGGCCACCGUACUGACGUCGAACCGGUGCCGCGCGACCGUCCGCCAUAACGGCGCCACGCCGCUCGACUACGCCAUGGCCAUGGGCGACGCCCGCGCCACUAAAAUGAUACUGUGCGGGCCCGGCCACUCCGCCGGAUCAGACUUCCGGCCGUUCCUCCGGUGAACCAGACACUGACUUCGCCAAACGAUGACCGAGUUUCUGUUGAUGACGUCGACGACAACGGGGACUGUUAUGUUUUUUGUUUUUACUGUUUUCGUUUUUUUUUUCAAUCACUUACCUACUUUAUUAAUUGUUUUUAUGUUUUUCACUAUCUUAAUGUUCUUAAGAUAAACCAACGUAUAGGCGACUUUUCGCCCGUUUUUUUAAAAAUUGCUCUCAUUAUAUCCCCCCCCCCCCCAAACACUAAGACUUAAACCGAAACAACUUUAUAAGGAUGUGUUGUUUUAUUUCCGAAACUCACCUUUUACGAUGUGUGCCUAACCCUGCUGUAAUACAACUCCGGUCUAACUAUAUUGUAUAAUAUUCCGCGUUUUAUAACAACUACUAAGUUUUCAUCGUUUUUUCUUUUUCAUUUUCAUUAUUAUUUCAUUUAAAAGACGUAUGUUUAGUGUUGACGAUAUAAUAUGUAACGAAUACCCAUUUACCUAUAUCUAUGUAUUACAUUCAACGUUAAGAAAAUUAAAAACUUAUUUUUCUCCUAACAAAUUUUGUACAACGAUAAAUAAUAUAGCUAAAAUACAUGUUAAUAGUAUAGUAUACCUACUUGUCCUGCCUAUGUGAGUAUGUGACAUUAAAACAAAAAACGAAACAAAAUUGUGACUUAUCUGUUUGUGAUUUAUUUAUAGUAUAAUAUAGAUUAUAAAAUAACUUUUAAGUAUAAAUACUAGUGUACCUACACCUCUACGUGGGCCUUAUACAAUGUACCUAAUAUUGUUAAUGUUUUUUAUUUUGUUGUUGCCUUAUGGCUGUUUACGUAUAUAUAAAAUAUAUGACUCGAUCUAGUAAGUUAAAGUCAUUUUUGAACAA
Molecule: messenger RNA, 2313 nt
Organism: Myzus persicae (green peach aphid)
Lineage: Eukaryota; Metazoa; Arthropoda; Insecta; Hemiptera; Aphididae
Product: ankyrin repeat domain-containing protein 50-like
Exons: 4
Molecular function (GO): protein binding
Source: RefSeq, a predicted model, not a curated record